CCAUUAUCUUCAAGACACACUAUGAAUUUAAUUUAAAUUAAUUUAUUUUUUUCCUGUGUUCAAGUGAGAGAUAGGCAGAUAAAUAGUUAGAUAUAAUGAUCAUCCAAGAAGAUUAUCCGAAGCUUGCAUUCAUAUUCGUCACACUCUUUUCUUUCUGUCCAAGAUUCUGUACACCACAAACCAACAACAACGCAGCAGCAACAAGAAACACCUGUGAGAAUUCCGCCAGAUGCGGAGCUUUCGGAAUCUGCAACUCACAAGACUCCCCAAUUUGCACUUGCUUACGUGGAUUCCAACCUCUGAAAAAGCAAGAAUGGGAUUCCGGGAACUGGACCGCAGGGUGUUCGAGAAAAGUCCCCUUAGAGUGCCGUUUCGAAAACAAUAAUAAUAACAAUACUAGUAGCCGUAACGGGACGAAAGAAGAUGGAUUCUUGAAGAUAGAGAUGAUUAAAAUUUCCGGUUACGCGCAGCCAUUGCUCGUGCCCGAAACCGAGUGCCCGAAGCAGUGCUUGAUGAACUGCUCUUGCAUAGCUUACGCUCAUAAUUCCGAUCUCGGGUGUAUGUUUUGGAAUAGUACCUUGUUCGACAUUCAGAAAUUCCCUAGUGGAUCGGGUUCCGAUCUUUUUUUUCGUGUCGCGAAUUCUGAACUUGGUAAUUUAGAUAGAGAUGCUUAGUGUUUUUUCCCCCCCUUGGUUUUGAGAGAUUGUGCUGGUUUU
Molecule: messenger RNA, 716 nt
Organism: Erythranthe guttata (spotted monkey flower)
Lineage: Eukaryota; Viridiplantae; Streptophyta; Magnoliopsida; Lamiales; Phrymaceae
Source: RefSeq, a predicted model, not a curated record